UUAGUAUAAAAGCUCCUCUGCGAAUUGUUGAGAUCACACUCAAGUCUUUCUGAAGAUAUUCAUCACUUCUAGUAACGGACGGUUGUUAAAAUGAGAGGAUUCACAGUUCUGUUCAUGCUAAUUGCAUCAGUCUUGGUACUGUUGUCUAGCGUUGCAUCGCAACCACCACCAGUUGAACCUGAACCACCCACUGAACCACCAACUGGACCACCAACUGGACCACCAACUCCACCACCAGGACCAACACCAGGACCUACACCAGGACCUACACCCGGACCAACACCUCGACCAAGAUGCCUUGCAAACGGAAGUCGUUGCAGAAGUGACGGAAGUUUAGGCAUUUGCUGCUCAAGAUUCUGCUUCGUUGCUCGCGGACAACGUGUUGGCGCUUGCCGUCGUCGUUAAUAAUUAAUGACUACAAAUGUAAACCUUGUCGCCUCAUCAGAAAAAUAAUAAACUUUUAUUGAAUUACUUUCAA
Leptopilina heterotoma is the source of this 478-nucleotide messenger RNA. Its product is annotated as chitin-binding lectin 1-like. The transcript has 2 exons. The coding region runs from base 91 to 405 and encodes 104 amino acids. Lineage: Eukaryota; Metazoa; Arthropoda; Insecta; Hymenoptera; Figitidae. The record is from RefSeq and is a predicted model, not a curated record.